AUGGAACAGAAUCAUCUAAAAGAUAACGUUGGCGUGAAGGAAGAAGAUGAUCACUCAAAGGGUCUAUGGGAUACAGCUUUGAACCCUCCCAGCCGCAAUGUUCUCCCUACAGCAGCGUCACUGGCUCACUCACGCUCUUCUAUCAUCACUGAGCUCCCUCGAACCGGUCAAGGAUAUAACCAGGCAAAACACCAUCUGUUCAAUGAUAUCAUCCCUGGCCUAAACGACAGCGCAAUUAAUGCGAAUUACUACGGCUUCGUGACCGGUGGGGUCACCCCCGCUGCAUUGUUAGCCGAUAAUGUCGUUUCUACCUAUGAUCAGAAUGUAUGCGUUCAUCUUGUCGACCACUCGGUUACGACGGACGUGGAGUAUGCUGCUCUAUGCCUGUUGAAGGAUUUAUUUGGGCUGAAGAAGGAAGAUUGGCCUCAUGGGACUUUCACCACUGGUGCUACUGGCAGUAACCUGGUUGGUCUGGCGUGUGGAAGAGAAUAUGUCUUGCGGAAGGCAGUUCAGAAAAAGGGAGGCAAUGGAAGUUUGAAAGGCCUGCAGGUCUUGUCUACCCUACCACAUGCAUCGGUGGGAAAGGCUGCUGGAAUCCUGGGAAUUGGGAGAGCGAACGUGAAGUCCAUAGCCACUCAAACUGGUGGAACUGAUGGACAACCGUUGAAGUUCGACUUCGAUGUGCUUGAAAAGGAGCUAGCUAGGGCUGAUGUCGCUACCAUUGUCUCGAUCUCUUGCGGUGAAGUGAAUACAGGACGCUUUGCAACGAAGGGAAUAGAUGAGUUUAAGCGUGUACGAGAACUGUGUGACAAAUACAAUGCAUGGCUUCACGUUGAUGCUGCAUUUGGGGUAUUUGGUCGCGUUCUCGAGGACGGUCCGGAGUUUGAUAUGGUCAAGAAAGGAAGCGAGGGAAUUGAGCUUGCGGAUUCAAUUACUGGCGAUGGCCACAAACUGCUAAACGUUCCAUAUGACUGUGGAUUUUUAUUCUCUCGGCAUGGAGAUGUUGCAGAAGAGGUCUUUAAGAACCCCAACGCCGCCUAUCUUUGUUCUUCGGCUGGGAAUCAUAUACCAACUCCGCUUAAUAUAGGAGUGGAGAACUCAAAGCGGUUCAGGGCUCUACCUGUCUACUCUACCCUUAUUGCAUAUGGGAAAGAUGGCUAUAGGGCUAUGGUAGAGAGACAAAUUAGGCUUGCCAGGCUGAUUACCGCUUGGCUAUAUGACCAUCCCAAAUAUACCGUUCUUGGAGGUGCUGGAUCUAAAGAGGACUUGCUGGCUACUACCUACAUGAUUGUUUUGCUGAGAGCCAAGGAUGAAGGGCUCAACCUCAAACUGGCCGAUGCAAUAAACGCUACGGGCAAGAUUUUUGUGUCAGGGACUAAAUGGUCCGGAGAGGCGGCAUGCAGGAUUGCAAUUUCGAACUGGAAAGUACAGGUCGAGAGAGACUUCAAGCUUGUUAAAGAAGUCCUCGAUGGGGUUGCUCAAUGA
Messenger RNA from Microsporum canis CBS 113480, 1485 nucleotides. RefSeq names its product pyridoxal-dependent decarboxylase. The transcript is spliced from 2 exons. Lineage: Eukaryota; Fungi; Ascomycota; Eurotiomycetes; Onygenales; Arthrodermataceae. Bases 1 to 1485 code for a protein of 494 amino acids. Gene Ontology annotation, molecular function: carbon-carbon lyase activity; pyridoxal phosphate binding. Gene Ontology annotation, biological process: carboxylic acid metabolic process. The record is from RefSeq and is a predicted model, not a curated record.